GGCGCGGCGGGCCGAGCAUGGCGGCGCUGCGGGUGCUGGAGCUGUACAGCGGCAUCGGGGGCAUGCACCAGGCCCUCAGAGAAAGCUGCACAUAUGCAGAAGUUGUAGCUGCUGUUGAUGUGAACACUCUUGCCAAUGAUGUUUAUAAGUACAACUUUCCCAGCACGCCGCUAUGGGCAAAGACUAUUGAGGGCAUAACACUAAAAGAAUUUGACAGAUUAUCUUUUGAUAUGAUUUUGAUGAGUCCUCCCUGUCAGCCAUUUACAAGAAUUGGCUUGCAAGGUGAUGUGUCUGAUCCACGGACAAAGAGCUUUCUCUAUAUCCUUGAGAUUCUCCCAAGGCUUCAGAAGCUUCCAAAAUACCUACUUUUAGAAAAUGUUAAAGGAUUUGAAUCUUCUUCUGCAAGAAAUGAACUUUUGCAAACACUAGCAACUUGUGGAUUUAAAUAUCAGGAAUUUCUCUUGUCUCCAACCUGUCUUGGCAUUCCAAAUUCUAGACUGCGAUAUUUUCUAAUUGCAAAGCUUCACCAAGAACCAUUUUCCUUUCAAGCUCCUGGUCAAAUAUUGACAAGAUUCCCAAAUCAGGAUCCAGAAGAUUUACUCAAGGAAAAAGUUGCUGACAAAGAGGGUGAGACCAGUUCUUCUUUGUCCUCUGAAGAGAAGGAUCUGGGUCCAAACAUUGGUCCAGAUUGCAGCAGCAAGAAGAGUUUACCAAAAGAGACCUUUCUAUUUAAGCUUGAAACAGUAGAAGAAAUGGAAAGGAAACGUAAUCAGGAUAAUGAUUCCUCUAUUCAAAUGCUAAAAGACUUCUUGGAAGAGGAAAAUGAAGAAAUGAGUCAGUAUUUUUUACCCCCAAAGUCCUUACUGCGGUAUGCUCUCUUGUUAGACAUUGUUAAACCCACCUGCCGGAGAUCCACGUGCUUUACAAAAGGGUAUGGACACUAUGUGGAAGGGACUGGCUCAGUUCUGCAGACAGCAGUAGAUGUACAGCUUGAAUCAGUGUUUAAACACAUUGAUGAGUUACCAGAAGAAGAGAAGCUUAUGAAAUUGUCAACACUAAAACUGAGGUACUUCACCCCAAGAGAAAUAGCAAAUCUUCAUGGAUUCCCUUCAGAAUUUGGUUUUCCUGAAAAGGUUACAGUAAAGCAAUGCUAUCGUCUUCUGGGAAACAGUCUCAAUGUACACGUGGUGGCAAAACUGAUCUCCAUUCUACUUGAAUAAUUUAGAACCUGAAACUGAUGCAUAUGGACUGGUGACAGACAAAUACUUCCAUCUUUUAGGAGAAAGCUGAUGGAACCUGGACAAAAACCAGAGCUUACCAAGAUAUUUGUCCAGACAUUUUGCUGAACAGUUUCAAUAUAUUUUUAAUUACUUGCAUUCAUGAUGGAUUUGAACUGUGUGUUUUAUUUAAAUGGCAGUUUACAGGACUUAUUUGCUUUAUUUAAAUGUCCUUUUUAGUUUGCAAAAUGAAAAACGGCAACAUAUGCAAAUACUUCAGUGAGAAAGGAUAAUACUUUUUUUUUUUGCCUUAAAACCAUUUUCUCAGGACUGUGUGAAACUGUCAAAGCUGUUUUAAUUAGGUACAGAGACCAAGUUCUACAUAUAAAAUGUCUUUCUCUUUAAAUGUAAGUGAUCCACUCUGAAAAGAUUUUCUGUAUAUAUGACCUGAAAUUUUCGUGUGAUUUUUGUACCUCAUGGAAUUAUUAAAUUCAGUAUUUUCUAUACAA
Catharus ustulatus (Swainson's thrush) is the source of this 1726-nucleotide messenger RNA. It is a transcript of the gene TRDMT1, whose product is annotated as tRNA aspartic acid methyltransferase 1. The record is from RefSeq and is a predicted model, not a curated record. The transcript has 11 exons. Bases 18 to 1220 code for a protein of 400 amino acids. Lineage: Eukaryota; Metazoa; Chordata; Aves; Passeriformes; Turdidae. Gene Ontology annotation, molecular function: methyltransferase activity.